AUGACUCGCAUUCUCCUUACUGGUGGAAGCGGCUUCAUCGCUGCACACGUUCUUGAUACCCUUCUUGAACGUGGCCAUUCCGUGGUAACGACGGUUCGGUCUCAGGAAAAGGGCCAAAGAAUCCUCGAUGCCCACCCACAGAUUGGAAAAGACAGGCUGGACUUUGUGGUAGUUGAGGACAUUUCACAGCCAAAUGCAUUUGAGAGAGCUGUUAUUUCUGAGCCCCCCUUCGAGGCAGUAAUCCAUACUGCCAGCCCCUUCCAUUUCAAGACAACGGAUGCUAGGAAGGACCUUCUUGCUCCAGCUAUCAAUGGAACAUCCGGCAUCCUUCAAGCUAUCAAGAAAAAUGCCCCCUCCGUGAAGAGAGUAGUCGUCACCUCCUCAUUUGCUGCAAUAAUCGAUCCCACAAAACCGAGCAGCUAUGUGUAUUCGGAGGCGGAUUGGAACCCAAUCAAAGAGGAGGAGGUUGACAAGAACCCAACUUUCGGAUACCGUGGUAGUAAGACGUUCGCGGAAAAAGCAGCAUGGGAUUUCAUUGAAAAAGAAAAGCCUGGAUUCACCCUUGCAACGUGCAACCCGCCCCUUGUCCUUGGCCCUGUUAUUCAUUACUUAGCCUCUUUGGAUGCUAUCAACACGUCGAAUGAACGCAUCAGUGAUUUAAUCUCAGGAAAGGGCAAGGACAGCUGUCCACCCACCGGAACAUCCCUCUGGGUGGAUGUUCGCGAUGUUGCCAUGGCCCAUGUCCUCGCAGCUGAGAAGCCAGAGGCAGCAAACAAGCGAUUCUUCCUUGUCGCUGGCACUUAUAGUAAUGAGGAGAUCGUUGGCAUUAUCUCCGAGAAGUUCCCCGAGCUAAAGGACAAGCUGCCCUCUGGUGACGCUCUUAUUCCGGGAGUUGUGCCCAAAGAAUCACGUCUUGGUUUUGAUAGCUCGAGGUCUAAAGAAGUCCUUGGGCUGACAUACCGACCAUUGACUGAAUCUGUGGUGGAUGCGGUGAAGAGUCUUCAACGGCAUUUGUAG
Molecule: messenger RNA, 1017 nt
Organism: Nannizzia gypsea CBS 118893
Lineage: Eukaryota; Fungi; Ascomycota; Eurotiomycetes; Onygenales; Arthrodermataceae
Product: NADPH-dependent methylglyoxal reductase GRE2
Exons: 7
Coding region: 1-1017 (338 amino acids)
Molecular function (GO): oxidoreductase activity, acting on the CH-OH group of donors, NAD or NADP as acceptor
Source: RefSeq, a predicted model, not a curated record